UCAGCGAGUGUUUCCAUUGACCGCACCCCCGGCAUAUGCCGACUGCUCCUUAACACCCCCCCUCCGCCAGCCCAGACUCAGCUGACUCUCCCCAAUUCUGUCCCCGCCAGGACUGCUGGACUCGCCGUCCCACGACCUGCCCGACAGCCGGGACAGCUCGCCAUCGCCGCCGAGAUGCGCGUCUCCCCGGCCCGUAGGACCGCCGCCGCCCUCCUGCUGCUGCUGCUCUGUUCGGCCGUCAAGGUGCCUGCAGUUUAUGUACAAGGAGCAGAAUUUCUUCCUGAAUUCACAUUGAUCCCUCGGGAAAGUUAUCCCGAAGAAUCAUUGGGAGACCAAACCCUGAGUCCCAAGUCUGAAGAGCAGAGUUGGCGAACAGCCCGCUCAGAGGAGGACGUAGGCUCACAGUGGGAUGCCUGGGGUCAGUGGAGUGAGUGCUCGCGGACCUGUGCUGGAGGUGCCUCAUACUCACUGCGGCGAUGUCUGAGCAAUCGAAAUUGUGAUGGGCAGAAUAUCCGUUACAGGACAUGCAGCAGUGUGGACUGCCCCCCUGAAGCUGGGGAAUUUCGUGCACAGCAAUGUUCUGCUCACAACGACGUCAAGUACCAGGGCCAGUACUACGAAUGGCUUCCUGUCUACAAUGACCCUGAGAAGCCCUGUGCAUUGAAGUGUCUGGCAAAGGGAACAUCACUGAUCGUGGAACUGGCACCAAAAGUGCUUGAUGGCACCCGGUGUUACACUGAGACUUUGCACAUGUGUAUCAGUGGAAACUGCCAAGUUGUUGGCUGUGAUCACCAGUUGGGAAGCAGCGCCAAGGAAGAUAACUGUGGAAUCUGCGACGGAAAUGGCUCCACUUGUAGACUUGUGCGAGGACAAUACAAAUCUCAACUAUCAUCGAAUAAGUUGGAUGACACCAUCAUUGCCAUUCCAUAUGGAAGUCGACAUGUCCGAAUUGUACUCAAAGGCCCAGACCAUCUGUAUUUGGAAACAAAGACUCUUUUGGGCCAGAAAGGGGAGAACAACCUCAGCACACCCGGACCCUUCAGCAGUGUAAACACCAGCUUCGAUUUCCAGAAACUUCCAGACAAGGAGAUCCUGAGAGCAAGUGGGCCACUUGGAGCAGAUUUCACCGUGAUGAUACAACAUAUGGGGAUAGGAGAGAGUGUGGUACAAUUUUUCUUUUACCAGCCAAUCAUACAUCAAUGGAGAGAAACCGAUUUCUUCCCAUGUUCUGUUACUUGUAGUGGAGGGUACCAGCUGACAUCUGCGGAAUGCUAUGACCUGCGUAGUGAGCGUGUGGUAUCUGACCAAUACUGUCAUUAUUAUCCUGAAAACAUAAAGCCAAAGCCCAAGUUGCAGGAGUGCAACAUGGACCCCUGUCCUGCCAGUGAUGGCUACAAACAGAUCUUUCCCUUUGACCACUUCCACCCACUUCCUCGGUGGGAAAGUAGCCCUUGGACUGCCUGCUCAAGCUCAUGUGGAGGAGGUGCCCAGCUCCGCACUGUCUCCUGUGUUGAGGAAGAUAUCAAUGGACAAAUCACCAAUGCCGAGGAGUGGAAGUGCAUGUACAUACAGAAAUUUCCCGUCAUGCAACCCUGUAACCUCUUUGAUUGUCCAAAAUGGUUGUCGCAGGAAUGGUCUCCUUGUACAGUGACAUGUGGACAAGGCCUCAGAUAUCGGGUGGUCCUGUGUAUCGAUCACAGAGGACUGCACGCUGGUGGCUGCAACCCCAAGACAAAACCUCAUGUCAAAGAGGAAUGCACAGUCAUGGUUCCAUGUUAUAAACCCAAAGAGAAACUCCCUGUGGAAGCAAAGCUGCCGUGGUACAAACAGGCACAGGAGCUGGAGGAAUUGCUGGUUGUUUCCGAGGAGCCUUCGUUUAUUCCAGGACCCUGGUCUCCAUGCAGCGCAACAUGUGGGGUUGGUGCCCAGCUUCGGAAGGUCAAAUGCCAGGUUCUGCUGCCCUUCUCACAGUCAGUGGAAGACUUGCCAGAUGAUGAAUGUGAAGGUACCAAACCACAAACCGAACAAGACUGCUACACAGGGCCUUGCAGCAGUGAGGCAGGAGAUUAUGAUCACACAGAGAUGGAUCGACUGUAUGCCAGCCAACAGGAUCUGGAUGAGUUAUAUUCCUGGGAAUAUAGUGGCUUCACGGAGUGCUCAGAGUCAUGUGCAGGAGGUAUUCAGGAGGCAAUUGUCAUUUGCCUCAAUAAACAGACGAGAGAGAGGGCAGAUGAAAGUUUGUGCAGCAUCUUGGUUCGCCCCCCACGGCUGCUUAAAGUUUGCAGGCUGGGUCCCUGCCCUUCCAGGUGGGAACUUGGAAGGUGGAGUGCCUGUUCAUCCAGCUGUGGGGUCGGACUGCAGACGAGAGACGUCUUCUGUACGCACCUCUUAUCUCAUGAAACUAACGAGACCGCGACCAUCGAGCACAAGAACUGCCCACAGUCAAAGCCGGACAACGUGCAAGCUUGCAAUCACAUCAACUGCCCCCCGGACUGGAAUGUGGAGGAGUGGCAACAGGUAUUCACUCUCGUCUGUCUGAAUGAUGAUCUUACACCAAUAAAAGCAACAUUCUGUCCCUUCUGCUUGCGCCAAUCUUUGAAUGAGCUCAAGAGCAACAUCCCUGCUUUUGCCCACUUCUCUACCACUGAUUCACAGCAAGCUUUUUAAAGCUGAUUGUCCUGCCCUCUCAGGUAUGUUUCAGGUCUUAACAAUUGCCUGCAUGCAGAAAAUUCCCCUUGUUAUGUUCUCUCAUGCCAACUACACUGAAUUGGUGACCCCUAGUUACAGACCCAUUUGCCAGAAGACACAAUGUCUCAUCAUCAAAAUCCCAUAUAAUUUGAACUAGCUCAGCUGCAGACUGAUUGUCCUUAUGGCCAAUGCUCUUGGACGAAAGCUCUCCUAUCUCUCUGCAUGACUAAAAGGGCCUUAUCCUUGGGACCGUUCCUGUAAAUCUCUUCCCCAUCCUUCCUGAAGUGCUUUUUUUUCAAAUGUCCUUUGGUACUGCAUUGGGACUAAAGGUCACACAGCAGGAGAUACAUGUGUGUUACAGAAGCACAUCGCUCCUAUAUGCAUUAUAGGUAGAUGGGAUGGAUCGGUGCAGGUAAAGUGCAGUCAUUUCCAUUGCGUGCCUUGAAAUGUUUUAGAACCAGAAAAGAUGAGUGGCAUGUGACCAAUCAGGGAGUGAGGGCUGGAUCACAAUCAAUUACUCGUGGGCUAUGGAUUCAUGACUGAGUGAGGACAAAGAGUACUUAAAUAGCAUCUGCCUUCAGCCAGCAGUGAACACAUGGCAUGAGACCUGCUCUGGCAGUAGCACUUGGAGAUCGAUCUACCAUGCCUGGCAUUCCUGAGGGUGAAAUCUGAAACAGUUCCUCAUGGUCUAUACAGGCAGCUAUAAUGCACAAUCAUUGUUGGAAGCCUUCACACAUGUCAGAGGACUCUGCUGGUUUGCCCAGUGGAUGUACAAGGGACAUGGAGGUAUGUUUAGGGGAGUAGGGGUUGGAUCACUGCCAUCCAGUCUGGACCAGCACGGUCUGACUAAUGCCAAAUAAGAGAGAUGGAGGAGCCAGACAGACAACAGCACCUCCAUUUUAUUUUUAAACUGAUCAGCAGUAUUUUGCCUGGGCUGCUUUUGGAAGAAGAUCAUUUUAUGUAGAAAACCAACUUGAAAAGUGAAUUAAUCUUCAUUGAUUUAGCAUCUUAAUAGUCAAUAGUCAAUCGUACUUUAUUUUUCACAUGUGCAACUGCGCAGCAAAGUUUAUUUGCAUUUAUUACACAAGCAGGCUCCGCCAUUUUUGGUGCCAUUAUUCAAAGUCCAGUCGGCCAUUUUGCUCGAUGUACUGGAGCAGUUCCCGCAAACCGAUGUCCCCGACUUCCACCCUGCUCAUACUUACCUUUUCCAGGUGUGUGUAGGCCAAACCUGUAGGCACUCUACCUUGGGAUUGAAACAGUGGUGAAGGGGCAGUGUAAUGAGAAGGUCCAACCGCAGCAACUGGGUUGCAGAGAUUUUCAGCUGUGAUAGUUCUCAUUGAUAUUGAUAGUGUUUAUGCAGCUAUUGAAAAUUGUACGAUUAAAAAUAAAAAUUAAAACCAUUGUCCUGUCGGACACAAUAAUUAAAAAUAGUAAAUUAAAGCAAAACAAUUUACCGUCACCCCCCUAUCGUUACAAGACCUUUGCUCAAGUUCUUCCAUUGAAAUCACUGAGGCAUCAGAUCCAGCACCAGAUUUAAUCUGGUACCGGCAACAUCAGGCAAAGAAUAAAUGCAUAAAUUAGAAGUUCAUGUUACAAGGAUAAUGCAAUAUUUCUGCCGGACCUCAAUCUACAUAUUGAUUGGGCAAACUAAAUGAGCAGUAAUAGUUUAGUUUUAGUUUAAAGAUAUAGCUUUGAAACGGGCCCUUCAGCCCACCGAGUCCAUGCCGACCAGUGAUCACUGCACACUAGCACUAUUCUACAGAUUAGGGACAAUUUACAAUUUUUACAAAUUAACCUACAAACCUGUAUAUUUUUGGAGUGUGUGGGUGGAAACCAGAGCACCCGGAGAAAGCCCAUGCGGCCAUGGAAAGAACGUACAAACUCCAUACAGAUAGCACCCUUAAGGCCCUGUCCCACUUUCACGACCUAAUUCAUGACCUCUGCCGAGUUUGCCCUUGACAUACUCGAAGCAUGGUCAUCACAAAGUCGUAGGAGGUCGUAGGUAGGUCGUGAUUGCAGUCGUAGGUACUCGUGGCAUCAAGCAGGUCGGGGCGUUUUUCUAGCCUGAUGAAAAAUGUCCACGAGUAAAAAAGGGCGUGAAUUAGGUCGUGAAAGUGGGACAGGCCCAUUAGUUGGGAUCAAACCCGGGUCUCUGGCUGUAAGGCAGCAACUCUACUGCUGUGCCACCAUGCCGCCCUUGCUGAGUUCCUCCAAGUACUUUGUGCUUUGCUCAAAAUUCCAAUGGUGUUGAGGCAGAACACCUGGAAUGGAUAAGAGAUGAAGACACAAGAUGGACAUCUUGAGUUAAAAACAAACUACUGGAGGAAAUCAGUGGGUCAGGCAGCAUCUGUGGAGGGAAAUGAACGGUUGACUUUUGGGGUCAUCAGGUCAUAAGUGAUAGCAGAAUUUUUUCACCCCGGAACUAUUACCC
Leucoraja erinaceus (little skate) is the source of this 5119-nucleotide messenger RNA. RefSeq names its product ADAMTS-like protein 1. Gene Ontology annotation, biological process: extracellular matrix organization. Gene Ontology annotation, cellular component: extracellular matrix. Gene Ontology annotation, molecular function: metalloendopeptidase activity. The transcript is spliced from 17 exons. NCBI's taxonomy places the organism in Eukaryota, Metazoa, Chordata, Chondrichthyes, Rajiformes, Rajidae. The coding region runs from base 175 to 2667 and encodes 830 amino acids. The record is from RefSeq and is a predicted model, not a curated record.